AGACAGAGCAUAUCUAUACUGUACUGUAUCUUAUAAGCUUUUACAAAUUCAUCAAACACAUGAAGCCAUAUGCUCACUUCAUCAAAACCCUCAGUUUUAGCUCAAAAUUUCAAAGAUCCAUUUUCACCAAAUCACAAAACGACUCCACUCUUCCUUCAGAUAUCGUUAAUGUCACUGAUGAAUUCAUUUCUAUCUUCACCAUACGACCCUUUUCUCCCAACAAUCCAGAAUUGAUCAAUCUUGCACCGAAGCUUACGAAUAAAGUUGUCGAAACUGUGUUAAAUAAUUUCAAGAGCUGGAGAGUAGCUCACGCGUUCUUUAUUUGGGCAUCAAAUCAAAGUGGAUAUAAGCAUAAUAUAUAUACUUACAAUGCCAUGGCCUCAAUUCUAUCACGUGCUCGACAAAAUGCCCCUCUCAAGGUUUUGGCUCAAGAUGUUGUGAACUCCCGUUGUUUUAUGUCUCCUGGAGCUUUGGGAUUCUUGAUUAGGUGUUUGGGUAGUUUAGGAUUAGUUGAAGAAGCUAAUAUGUUGUUCGAUCAAGUUAAAAUGAUGGGUCUUUGUGUACCAAAUAGUUAUAGCUAUAAUUGUUUGCUAGAGGCAAUUUCUAAGUCCGGUUCAACUGACUUAGUUGAGAUGAGAUUGAAAGAAAUGCAUGAUCAUGGGUGGGGUUAUGAUAAGUACACUUUGACGCCUGUGUUGCAGGUGUAUUGCAAUUCCGGGGAGUUUGAGAAAGCUUUGAGUAUUUUCAAUGAGAUUUACAAUCAGGGUUGGGUUGAUGAACAUGUUUUUUAUAUCUUGGUGAUGUCCUUUACUAAAUGGGGUGAGGUGGAAAAGGCAUGUGAGUUGAUUGAAAGAAUGGAAGAUUGCAAUGUCCGACUGAAUGAAAAAACGUUCUGCAUGUUGAUUCAUGGGUUUGUGAAGGAGUCUAGGAUAGACAAGGCCUUACAAUUGUUUGAUAAAAUGAAGAAAUCAGGUUUUGCCCCUGAUGUAUCGAUUUACGAUGUAAUGAUUGGAGGGUUAUGCAAGACUAGAGAACGUGAGAAAGCAUUACAAUUGUACUUGGAAAUGAAGGAAUCCGGAAAGAAACCUGAUGUUGGGAUACUUUCAAAGCUUUUAUCUUCAUGUUGUGAUGAAGGAGAAUUGACCCAUUUACUUAAGGAAAGCUGGGACGAAAUGGAUGCCCAAACAGUAACUGUGCUUUGCAAUUCUGUUAUGAGUGUUCUUGUCAACAAUGGCUCAGUCGAUAAAGCUUAUAAUCUGCUUCAGGCCAUGAUCAGGGGUGAACCUAUUCCCAAUGUUGGGGUAGAAAUGCUCUUUAACUUUAAGGGAAAGGUUUUCCCAAAUACCAGCUCAUUCAGUAUUGUUAUUGAUAAUUUAUUGCAAGAUGGCAAGUUGGAUUUGGCCCUAAGUCUAUUCCGAGACAUGAUUCAGAUUGGUUGUAAGCAAAAUGUUUUACUUUAUAACAAUUUGAUUUACAGUCUAUGCAAUUCAAAUAGACUGGAAGAAAGUUAUAAGCUUUUGAAAGAAAUGGAGCAAUCAGGUUUUGAACCAACCCACUUUACCCACAACUCGAUAUUCGGUUGUCUAUGUAUGAGGCAAGAUGUUUUAGGAGCCCUUAAUCUGGUGAGGAAGAUGCGUGCUCAUGGACAUGAACCAUGGACGAAGCAUUCUACCUUGCUUAUUAAAUCACUAUGUAAAAAUGGCAAAGUUGUGGAUGCUUGCAAAUUUCUUUCUGACAUGGUUCAAGAAGGAUUCCUACCUGAUACAAUUUCCUAUUCGGCUGCUAUGAACGGUUUGGUAAAUAAUCAAGAAGUUGAUCUAGCUUUGGAGCUAUUCCACAAUAUAUGUGCUAGUGGAUGUUGUCCUGAUGUAGUAGCUUAUAACAUAAUGAUAAAAGGACUUUGUAAGGCCCAGAGAAUUGCAGAGUCCGAGCAACUUCUGAAUGAGAUGAUUAUGAAGGGGCUUAUUCCCUCGGUAAUUACAUACAACUUGCUGAUUGAUGGAUGGUGUAAAAGUGGUGAUAUUGAUCAGGCCAUGCUUUGCCUUUCCAAGAUGCAUGGAAAAGAAAGGGAGCCAAAUGUGAUUACUUACACAACUCUAAUUGAUGGACUAUGCAAUGCUGGAAGACCUGAUGAUGCUCUCAUGAUAUGGAAUGAAAUGAGGGGAAGAGUGUGUGUUCUCAACAGAGUUGCUUUCAUGUCUCUUAUUAGUGGUCUUUGCAAGUGUGGUAGGCCAAAAGCAGCUUUAGUUCAUUUCCGUACAAUGAAACAGGAAGGAAUGAAGCCUGACAUAUUUGUGUAUGUAGCAUUAUUAAGUGCUUUUCUUUCUGACCUAAACCCACUUUUGGCUUUUGAGAUAUUAAAAGAGAUGGUUGAUGAAGGAAACUUUCCAGAUCCAGUUGAUAAGAACUAUGUAGUGGUUAGGGAUGUGAUAUCUAAAUUGUCAGAAGACACCCAAACUGCUUUACAUGUAAGAAAUCUAAUUAAAGAGGGCAGCAUCCCAACCAUUUUUCUUUCUAACUUUGGAAGUGAAGAUGGAUGUGAGCCCACUAUUUGAUCAGGAUGAGUCAUCAAGAUUUUUAUUUAAGCUUUAGGAAACUCUUUCUGUGUGGAUUGAUGUACCUGGAUUUAAGAAGCAUAUCUUUUCUGUGUGGAUUGAUGUACCUGGGUUGAAGAAGCAUAUCUUGCUGGUUUCUGAGUGACAUUUUUCUCCGAAGUAAAGGAUCCCUUGAUAAUUCAUAUUAUUCCACUUCUGAGUAAUACUUGAAUUUUACUCAAAUUCUCCUCAUGUUAAAAAUCUUAUAAAAGAGGGAAGUUUUACUGUCAAUUCUUUCUGACACUGGAAACCAAGUUGGAUUCCAGAUCACAAUGAAUCAUUAAGAUGGUUUACUUAAGCUUAAGUGUCUGUAGAUUGAUGGAUUGGCUAGCCGAGGUUGCAAAAGCACAUCCAGCUAGGCUCAGAUGAUGCACUAUUAUUGGAAGUAAAGAAUCCUUGCAUAACUCGCAUCAUUCUACAUCUGAUGUGUAUAUACUGGAGCAUCAUCAAGUGAGAAUACUCGAUAUUACUACUUUUAUUGUUCUCUCCUGUCAACGCAUCUCCCAUUAAAGUCCGUUUUCCCAUCACGAAGGUAACCAACCAUGUAAGUUAAGAGCUUAGACCAGUUCGAGCUCAGUCACUAGCCAGGCUCUAUGUGAAUUCUAUUCACUUGGAUUGGUGCCAAAUCCCACUGGUAAGUGCAUCCAUUCAAUCACAAAGCUCAUCAAUCCCUAGAAUGGUUCACUAUCCAAUUUCUUGCAGGGAUGAACCCUCGGGUUAAUGGCAUUCACUGGAACAGGAAAGUCGAUGAGGAGGGUCUGAAGCUCUCUCUUUGCUUCUGAAUUGAUUCUUGUAAGUAAAUAACUUUCUAAUUAUCACAUGAAUUUUCGCAUCAAGAUCAAUUGUAUCAUAUCAUUGGCAAAAUUCGUAAAAUUCGGUCUUUGAUUGAAAUAUAUUG
Messenger RNA from Pistacia vera, 3492 nucleotides. RefSeq names its product putative pentatricopeptide repeat-containing protein At5g08310, mitochondrial. Gene Ontology annotation, molecular function: protein binding. The coding region runs from base 60 to 2555 and encodes 831 amino acids. The record is from RefSeq and is a predicted model, not a curated record. Lineage: Eukaryota; Viridiplantae; Streptophyta; Magnoliopsida; Sapindales; Anacardiaceae. The transcript has 2 exons.